AUGAUAAAGAAGGAGCGUCACGAGAAGCAGAGGCAGCUCGUUCUUGAGACAUCAGCUCGUGUUCUCGAGCUAACCGAGACAUUUCUUGGCGUUUCCAAGCUUCUUCACGAUCAAGACGUUCUUGUUCUCUCUUCUCAAGCGCUUCAAGAAAACUCCGUUGCAUUGCUGCUUGCUUCUGCAUCACUUGUCUCACCAAACUUUCGAAUAGUUCCAUCAUCUUGCCGCCUCCAACGCCGCGGUUUCCACGACCCGCAGCCUGAUCCACGUCCAUAUCGUCUUCGUCUUCAUCAUCGGACCCCAUUCCCGAAGCUGUCGAUGAGCUGUGAGACGAGAAAGCGACGCCGGGAAACGUGGGAGCCACCAGAGGAGGAGGUGGUGGAAUUGGGGUGGUAA
Messenger RNA from Arabis nemorensis, 393 nucleotides. NCBI's taxonomy places the organism in Eukaryota, Viridiplantae, Streptophyta, Magnoliopsida, Brassicales, Brassicaceae. The record is from the annotation of a GenBank genome assembly.